AUGGCACCCCUACCGUAUCGCUUCGUGCGAUUGUUAUUCAGAGUAUCAGCUAAUGCGUUCUAUGAAAUCGAGGUGGAUGGAUUAGAAAACAUACCUCCCGAUGGAUACCCAACUAUAAUCUGUCCUAAUCAUUCGAAUUCGCUAACCGACCCUAUUUGUCUUCUGAGUGCAAUUCCGAAGAAAAAACGAGAUAUGGUUCGAAUGACGGCUAAAGAAACAUUCUGGCAACAAAAUACUAUAUUCAGCAAACUUAUAAGAUGCAUUGGUACAGUACCAAUUAAGCGAUCCAAGGAUUAUAAUUAUGCUAAAGUGGAUAACUCAGAAUCCUUCAGAAAAUUAAUUGAGAGUUUAGAGCAGGGAAACUGUAUCUGUAUCUUCCCUGAGGGAAUCAGCAGAUACCAUAGUAAAGUUGCGCCUUUUAAGCCUGGUGUCGCAUUGAUAGCCAGUGAGACAUUAACGCGUAAUAAAGAUCGAGAAGACUUUUCAAUCAAUCUAUUGACAGUUUCACUAGUUUACACACAUCGAGAAAAGUUUAGAUCGAAUGUGUUGGUAAAAUUUAAUCCUCCUAUUGUUCUUACACCAAAACAUCACUCGCUUUUAAAAAACAUCACCAGUGAUGGACAAAAAAGAACUAGUGAACACGCGAUACGUGAAUUAACGAGUGCUAUGGAGGAAAUGGUGCGUUCAAAUACGUUGGAUGCACCAGAUUGGCAAACUUUAAGGAUUGCACAUACGGCCAGAAAAUUGUACGCGGGCGACCUCGGCACUCGUAUCUCUUUAGCAGAAUAUGUGCGUCUUACAAAGAUAUUCAUAGAUGCACUUUCGAAAGCCGAAGUCAGUAGUCCGGUUUCUGAAACUGAGAAUGAAAUUUUAAAUGGAGAAGAAAGGGAGAUAAUUGUAGAACGUAUCGAUGCUGGAAAUCUAUUGUAUGUUGAUGAUCCUGAUCAAGAUAAAGAGAAAGAAAAUCGAUCGGGUGUAGACUUGCUUUUAUUAUCAAAGGAUUUAGCUGCGUAUCAAGAUCUUCUCGAUUCCUAUGGAAUAAAGGACUACAGGUUUAGUCGUUCUACUCCACUUUCAAAGCUUGAACUCGUAGGGCGAAUUAUCGUUCGCAUAAUUUGGACACUGUUUCUUGCCACUCUUGCGCUUCCCGGGUGGAUUUUAUGGUCUCCAAUAUUUAUUGCUGUGAAAUAUAAGGAACACCAAAUACGAAAAUUACCAAUCGAAGAUAACUUUGAUGAGAUCACUCAAUACAAAUUGCUUAUCUCCGCGAUACUUUUAGUGCCAAUAUAUGUGACGGCCUUGUUUAUAACAUUACCUUUUAUUUUUGUCACAUCGUGGCUAGUACCGUUGUUCAUGUGGUUAACUAUAAGAUGGACUGAAGAUCUAUUCCAAGCUUGCAGGUCUUGUAUAUCUUUAACCAAAUUGUUGUUACUCCCGGACGGAGAAUAUAACAAUAUCAAAAUUUUUCGUGAAGAACUUAAAAGUAGAGUACAGUUUUUAGCGGUAAAUGAACUUGGUUUACCGGUAAAUCCGGAAAAUUUGAUUAGCAGAACAAGACCUAGGGGAAUGGGAUACUUCUCUAUUAAGAGUAGGAGAAAGAAGGAUUACAAUGAAGUUUUAAGACUCUGGGAUGUUUCAGCUUACAAUUGA
Molecule: messenger RNA, 1650 nt
Organism: Acaulospora morrowiae
Lineage: Eukaryota; Fungi; Glomeromycota; Glomeromycetes; Diversisporales; Acaulosporaceae
Source: the annotation of a GenBank genome assembly